UUUGCCAAGGGAAACCCUCCCCGUUAUCUUUCUUCCCCCUUUCAACUCCGGCGAUGCUCCUCCUCUACUGCCGCCCCUUCCCCUCUCCCUGUCCUCCACUCCGCCGCCUCCUGCGAUGCCGCUGCACCUAUUCUUCCGCCUCCUCCUCCAUUGCUCCGUAUCACCAAUCCUUCGCCCGUCGCAUGGCCCUCGCAGGCAUCCACCCCCACCACCGCAUUGCGGUUGGGGUAUCGGGUGGGCCGGACUCUACGGCGCUGUGCGUGCUGACGGCGGCUUGGAAGAAGGCGGCGGAGGGCAGGUCCGGGAGGAAGUCCGAGGGAUUCGUGGAGGGGCUCCUGGGGGUCGUGGUCGACCAUGGGCUGCGGCUCGAGAGCGCCGACGAGGCGCAGCUAGUGCGUGACCGGGUGCACGGCAUGGGUGUUAUGUGCGAAAUUGCCAGAUGUGAGUGGCCUAAUGGGCGGCCAAACCUAGGGCAUCUGCAAGAGGCAGCCCGCGAAAUGAGGUACCAAAAACUGUUGGACAUUUGUAUAAAGCAGCAAAUAGGAGUGUUGCUUAUUGCACACCACUCUGAUGACCAGGCAGAGCUCUUUGUUCUGAGAUUAUCUCGCAACAGCAGGGUUCUAGGUCUUGCUGGUACAGCCUUUGUGUCCCAAUUGUUUGCACCUAAUUUAAAAUAUGAUGGACAUAAUUUUUGUCGUUAUGGCAUCCUUCUUGUUCGGCCCAUGCUUGACUUUUCAAAAGAUGACAUGUAUAAGAUAUGUCAAGGAAGUAAUCAUUUCUGGGUUGAAGAUCCAACAAAUAAUAGUAUGCAGUAUGCCAGGAACCGCAUUCGAGCAUCUUUGAGAUGUUUAUCCACCGAAGGUACCUUUCAGUUAGAACUUCAGAAACUGAUAUACGCAUGCCGGUUGACACGAGCGUGUGUCGACAAUGCCUGCAGUAUGGCUGUCAAGCAGUCUAUCACAAUAACGGAGUAUGGGUAUGCUGUCAUUGACCUGGAAAAACUUGAUGCGCAAAAUGUUGAUGAUCUUUCUCUUUCACAAUAUUUAGCUUGUGUAUUACAGUUUGUUUCACAGAGGCACAGGCCAAUCCGUGGCAGAUCUGCUCGAUUGUUCAUGGACUACAUCCGUAAUACACCUUGCAAGGGUGCCCUUACUGUAGCUGGUUGUUACCUUUGUGCUUUUCCAAAGUCUAAAGGUACAAAAGUACUAGUCUGUUCCUCUGUUGACUCGAUGGAGUCAUUUUCUGUUGAGAUGUCCUACAAGUGUUCCUAUGAAGAACAGCCUUCACCAGUACCUGAGAUUGAUCAGAUAGCACGUGAAGCGCGCGUACACUCCAACGAAUUUCUACACUGCUCAAGCAUAUCUUUUGCGAAUUAUAGUUCUUCUACUGAUGUUCUGAAUAGAGCAAAGGAUCGCAAUAUAAUAGGUGAUUUUGUGUUAGAAAAACUCCUUUAUCUGCAAACAGAAGAGCAUCAGAAAUUUUGUGCAACUAAACAUAAAAAUGAAGAACAAUACUUGGAGAAAACAAACUUUCCUGAUGUGAAAGUUCUUUUUCUCUGGCCUGGUGAAACAUGUCACUUUAUGAGCAAGUUCUUGAUUACAUGGAAUGUUUUGGAGGUAGUUUCAAAUGGAAUAUGCUCACAAGACAGUAAAAACCUCCUAUGCCAGCAUUGUGCAGUGAAUCAGGACGGAAGUCUUGCAGUUCGUCACAUGUUUGAUACCGAUUGGUUGUUCCUUGCUGAAGUUUCUAAAAUCCGCUCUAUUGAAGAGAAUCACAAUGUCUCAAAAGUUUCCAUUAAUAAAUUGGAGGAUGAUGGACUCCUGAAGCACUCUAGAUAUUUACAGUUAUCAGCAAUGAAAGCUCUGGAGGUCCUGAAAUCUAUUCCAGCUUCUGCAAGACGAACACUGCCAGUACUGACCAAUUCUCAAGGUGACAUAUUGAGCAUACCAAGUAUUGGCUUCCAAUGUUGCCCAAGCCUGUCAAUCAAAGCAUUAUUCCAUCCAAGAGUACCACUUGGUGGGGGAUACACUUCAUAUUUAUGAUGGCUCGAGCUUUACUUUUGGCAAAAAAGAGGACUUAUCAAGGACAUUGAGAUAUGAGCAACUGCCAGUAUUUCAGAAAUACUAUUGGUGUUGAAUUGCUACUGUCUGAACCUUGGCAACUCUGGGCGUGCUAAAUGAAUGAAUGCACGCCACAGUAUUGUGCAGACCGACGGGGAACUUGGACUGCUGUAGAGCAUAUGCCUGUUCAUAUUGCAGAGGAAGACCAUCUUUUGGCUCAAUAGCUGUAACUUAUGAACGAGUUGCAUCGAGAUUCAAGGUGUGCAAGAGCUACAAACAUAUGCUAGCCAGCUUGAAAUUAGGAUGGGAAUUGUACUAAAUGAUAAUAUCCAGUGGCGGUGAUGAAUCACUACAUCUACAGGGGAUUUUGUUCAGACACUUGCUGAACGUCAGAAUGACAAAAAGACUGUAGUCUGAUGGUCGGUUCGUGAAUGUGGUUCAGGUUGUUAUGGGGCAGCAGCAACUUCAGCUCUAACCUUUGUGGGCUUGUGCUAGGUGAUCUGGGAUGAAGCCACUCUCAAAGUGCUGAGAAUUUAUUGGCGAUACCACUGAGGAGUCAGUAAGUGACUGAGGAGGUAAUUUGGCUUUGCUAACUGGAAGAGGCAUAUAGGCCAAAUCGUCAAAGGUAAUUGGAAUAGGUUGAAACUACUACUGAGAGAGGCAAGAGUUAUCAGUCCGAUUCUACUCAACUAAAUGUCAUGGGUACUAAAACAGCUGCAGUUUUCACCAACAAUUGGUACCAAUAUACUCCCUCCAUUCUUAAAUAUAAGUCUUUUUUAGAGAUUUCAA
Molecule: messenger RNA, 2849 nt
Organism: Triticum dicoccoides
Lineage: Eukaryota; Viridiplantae; Streptophyta; Magnoliopsida; Poales; Poaceae
Exons: 13
Coding region: 54-2042 (662 amino acids)
Biological process (GO): tRNA processing
Molecular function (GO): ligase activity, forming carbon-nitrogen bonds; ATP binding
Source: RefSeq, a predicted model, not a curated record